Amoebophrya sp. A25 is the source of this 7423-nucleotide messenger RNA. The record is from the annotation of a GenBank genome assembly. Lineage: Eukaryota; Dinophyceae; Syndiniales; Amoebophryaceae.
CUAUCUUGCAGCGGCUUCUGCGUCUCAGGAGAUAGCAGGAAUAGGGAAGCAGCAUCAACAGAUCUUAGUUGAUGGCAGUGGUGGUUGUAAUGGAUCAUCUCAGGACUCAUGUGGUGGUAUUGGCACUGGUGGUGUAGUGUGCACACCCUCAGCACCAGUUGCGCCUCCACCAAUUGCGCCGCCACUGACCCCACCGAGGCCACUUGAUCAACCAGUUGUCCAGCGCUCUUCGCCACCGGUGACACCUGGCGAAGCCGCCUGUUCAUCUCAAAGGGCCUUUGCUAAGACCAAGACCCCUCGCCGGAGUUAUAAACUUAAGGCUUUGAUGAUGAGAAUUUCACAGGAUAUCAAUGCUUACCACUAGCUUACUUCAUCAGCAGCAAGGAAAUUUUACUUAGCGCUAGUAUCUUCGAUUGAUGUCACAAGAACCGUCACAGUCACUGUCACGUGCGUGGAGUCCUGGAAUAUUUUUGGAGCACAUGGAAUCUUCAUCCAGGAUGUACUACAUGGGGCAUGAUGAUGAUGAUGAUGAGGAUCUUCAUCCUGAAAGUAAAAUAAGAGAGUCAGCAUCAUCUAAGAAACCAAGGAGUCGCGUUGCGAUGUCCACGCCGGUCCGAAAGUCGUUGAAAGCGAGUGGCAAGGCUAUUCUGCAAGAAAUCAAACUCGGAAACAUGCGCUCUGAGGCUAUUGAUUCAGCUAAAAUGAGGCUUGUGAACCGAAAUAGGCCGAUUGCAACACCCGUAGGAGAGUCUUUCACGAGGUCGUCUUUCUCAGUCGCUAUUGAUCUUGGAGCUAGUCCUAAGAUGACUAGGGGAGACGGCUCAUCAACGAGUGCAGGUUUAUCAACAAACGCAGGCUCAUCAACAAACGCAGGCUCAUCAACGAAUGCAGGCUCAUCAACAAACGCAGGCUCAUCAACGAAUGCAGGCUCAUCAACGAAUGCAGUUUCAUCAACGAAUGCGGCGUCUUCAUUCUCAAGACUGGCAGGCUCCUCCCCCUCUGUGGCUCCAAGUUUUCUCAUACCAAGUGACAAGCACUAUGGGCAAACUUCCGACAUGGACGUGGACAUGGCUGACAUGGACGUGGACAAAAUAGAGGAAGCCGAAGACGGAUAUGACGGAAGAGCCGGAAGAGCCAAGCUCCUAGAUUAAGGCUACCUAGUACUCUUAAGCAUGUCAAACCAACUGCCUCUUGUUUUAAUCAAUGGUUUUUAGUGCAGGGUUUAGUUUACUCUACGGCCUACAAUCUAGUCCUCUCAUCAUCAUCAUUAUGAUAGAUCCUUGGCUCUUCUUUUUCUACUUGAAAAAGAAGGUAGGGAUGGUCUCGGGAAAGAGUCCCUCCUGGCUCUUUUGUUGUUACUUGAAAAAUAUGGAGCUGCCAAAGAUAUGUCUCUCAGGGAAGACGCGAUAUGUCUCUCAGGGAAGAUGCGUAGGCGCUAGCUCUAACUAAAGGAGAUGGAUGACGACUCUGACGAAGACUCUGAUGAACCCUCUGAACUUUUUGGAUUUCCUGAUGCCUGUCGCGGAGAACCAGGGGUGGAUGAAGAUUAUGAUAUUCGCAUAUGGAUCAUUUCGCGUGUGGAAAGUCCAAGUUGUAAAUAUAAGUAGAAGUUGUAAUAUGAAUUCUGGUCAGCUUUUUUCCAUCAUUCGCGGCAUCGUGGUCCCCUUUUCCCUUGUAUUCUCGUGAAAUACAAGGUAAAAGAGGUCAAGAUGAGAGGACCGAGACGCAUUCUAGCACGCGCUAAAUGAAAUAUGUGGUCGAAGUCCCGCUGAGAACUUGUUCCAGAUACUAUGUACUCUUACAGUCUAAAUGAACUUUCUGCAAGUAAUUACUAUGCUGUAUUGUACUCUAAGUCCGAUAGUCUUACUUCUGAGAACUCCUUGCAAAUACUUGCUAUGCUAAGUAAAUGCACUCUAAGAGGACACGCAUAGUGAGCCUUUUCAAGGUGCCUUCCGUAACGUGGCUCCUGGCAAUCUGGCUGUGCCAGUUGGUGCGAGACCGGUUGGUUCGAAGCCAGACAUUUUUGCGGCAUUUUCUCGGUCUGUGUCGUCUGCCUCGGCUGAUGCUGAUGCUACGUACGAAGACACAUGUGAUUGGACGAUGAUUGGGGAGCAAGGGGAGGUGGUUGACACCCAGGAAGGAGGUGAGGUUGCUGACAAGCACACACUACGGGCAGACGCAGAACAAGGUGACGAGAGAAGUGGUCUAGGACACAGACACAAUCUCCACGAGAAGAAAGAUGCACGACACAAAAAUCUUCACGAGAAGAAAGCAGAAGGGGAGUCCAUAGUACACCAUCACAACCAGAAAGAUCAUCAGGACCGGGAUGAACAAGAUGAACAAGAGAACGAACAUGAGUCCACCUCUAGGAUGAAACCCUAUACACUAUCACCUAGAAGUGUGAAGCAGAUUUUGUCCGAUAAUGAGCGGCAAGCAAAAAGUCGCACGCCUCUGAAACUUCGUGCUUUGCGCGCAGUAAGAGCGUUGAUGCAAGUUGCGGUGCCGCAAAUUUCUUCGAGUCCUUUUCUGCCUCCUACUUCUUUGCCUGCUGGUCAAACAACGGCGACUGCAGCCGCUGCGAGGACAUUCGAGUCUUCUAUUAAGGUUCGAAUUUGUAACUCAUCUCCACAGACUAGCUGGUGGGUCGGUUUCCCUCUUAGAUUCUGAGAAUAUUAAGGAAAGCUAGCCGGUUAGUUUCCCUCGUUUUUCUCCCUUCAAGACUGAGGUAAGAAAUAAUGAAUCAUUGCGAGCUCUAAUAAAUCUUCCACUACGCCUUCGAAUAUGGUGCUUCUGCAACGCAUGUUAGAAGAUGGAGUCGAAAAGGCUCCACCCACAACAAGCUCGCCUCCCCGAGAACGAUCCUCAGGAGCAUCACUGCGAAAGGCCAGCGAAGACAGCGCUGGAACCUCUUCUGCAUGGGGGUCGCCUACGUUAUCUGCCUCUCCAACGAAGACGGUGUUGGAGUCUCCUACGCUGUCUGCCUCUCCUAUUAAGGGUUGAAGCAUUUCUAUUUCAUUUUUUCAAGUCUUCUUUACUUGAGCGCGCAGCGGAUAAGGGGGAAGGAAGGCACUGGAUGAUGCCAUUGAUCAAGAAGAAAUGAAAGGUUCCAACCACCUCUAAUCCUCGAAGCCUGCCUGAAGCAGACUUUGUGCUAGAGCCACAGUUUGUUGUGACGGAUGUAAGACCUUUCGGAAGCUUCGCAAAUGGCGUCGAUACUGGCGAAUCCGACGUAGAUGUCUCUGUCAUGGUCAGAGCUAACUUAUGAGCGAUGGCGCACUAUGAAGUGUAUUAACACUUUCGCUUUGUUUUGAUAUUUUACAUCGAGUAGAUCAUGAUGAUAAUGAUGGUGAUGGUGAUAGAUUGAUGUCGCCACCUUUGUGCUUGCAAGGUGUGCAUGAAUGUUGUGCAGCUGCAAUCUCUUUUCAAGAAGAAUCAAUAGGUCUCAUCCCAAUAAUAUCCACCUCGCUAAAAGUUGCAGAGACCAACAGCAAUUCUACCGCAUCAUGUGGGAGAAAGCGGCUCAACGUCACCACCUACCAAGAGGGUUGGAAGGAGUCGGCGAGCAGUUGUCCGGUAGAAGUAGAUACUCGACAUUUGCUACCCAGCGUGGCUGCCGCGCUCUUUGGCUACGUUCACUACUCUGCUUCUUACUCUGGUGGGAACGAUGACCGCAUUAAGGCUUUCCUAGUCUUCAACAGAGAGCACUUUUUUGACAAGAAACAAUACUUGACAAGGACAGAACUUGCUUAUCUGGAACUUUACAUCAAAGUGACAUACCACAUCAACGUUAUUUUGAUCAUGAUAGGUAAGUAUAUUUAAUAUACAGACAUAUUUAUUAUUUUUCUAAUUUCCUAUUCCUGUCAAUAUAUCUAUAUUCUUCUAAUUUCCUGUCAAGAAUGACGAUUUCCGCGUCUUCCGGUAGCGUGCUUUCGGGUGAGAGAGGUGACGCAGGUGGUCACGAGCAUUUUCAACCGUGGUUUACCUGGGCCCGGUUUCCCGGAGUCGAGGGUGAGUGGCGGAUGCGUCGUGGAUGCGAGGGUGGUGUGUUAAGGCUCGUGCGUUAGAUUCUGAUAUUCGCGUCGGCGUGUCGUUAGCUUAGAAGACAUGAAGAGGGUGCAUCUUUGAGGUGCUUUCAAGUUCAAGGGGAACAUGAUUAGCUUAGAGAUGCGCUCCAAGAUGAAUGUCGGUAAGGUCUAAGUGUAGGAGCAAGAGUUCCCGUUUUGUCUCUGGAGUGGCGACCAAUUCAAACUAGUGCCACUGCUAGUGGUCGUGGUGGUGGUGCAUCUUCUCUAGAUCAUUCUACGGUCUCCUCGAUGGGUUGCAGCAUUCUCGACGCUGCCUGUCGGAAUUUUUCUUCGUCACAGGAGGAAGGUCUAGGGGAAGACGAGUUGCAUGGAGGUGGUCCAGUUCUAUUGGAUGUGACUGUAAACAAUCAGAAUGCACUUCGGAAUACUGACGUAAUUCGACUUUUCACGGAUCGGAGCACGUUUGUCAAGGAGUUCUUUCUUCUGGUCAAGAUCAUGCUGAAGAUUAAGUCUCAAAAUAAUUCAUUCACUCCAAGCGUCAUUUAUUCGUUUUCUUUCCUUCUUGGGAUAUUGAGAAAUGAGCGAAAGAAAUGACUUACUUUGAGCUCUAAGAAUGGAGCGGGAGUCGUUGGAGCAAGGCAGGGGUGGCUAAGCAGUUACGGCUGGGCACUUGUCACUUUGCACUUUUUGCAAAUGUUGGGGGUGUCGCCAGUUUUGCCUCCGGAAUCCGCGACGAGUGACGCCAAAACGUCAGACGAGUACGAUGCUUCAACGGCUACAGCAGUUCUUGGUCACGUAGAAGAACCCUUUGCACCUCAUUGGACCUUUGCGUCUGUACGUGAGGAACUACCGGAGCUUGCUCGCGUUGCUACGGGUACAGAGCAGAGGCAGGAGACGAGAGAUCCAACAACUUCACUGGGAUCGCGAAAUCGACAUCGACUACUUGGGAGGCUAUUCGCCUACUUUGUGGAUUAUUUAAUCCAUAACUGGAAUGCGUUUUCAGCUCCGGGAGGGCACGUUAUCACGGUUCGCGCAGCGGAUGAGGGGGAAGGAAGGUACUUGAUGAUGGGUCAAAGCAAUGAAACGCCGGCGCAUCCUGGGCACAGAUGGAUCCGAGCUCUCGAAAGUUUUGGGGCCCUAGCGCCGACCGUAGCAGCCCGCCCCUUAACUGGCAGCGCUUUCCGCUGCCUUUCCGGCAGGUACGCCGGGGGCAUAGGUCGCGCCGCUUUAUCGCGUCAGUCGCUAGGGCUUAGCAGCUGGCCCCGCGCGCUCCCUUAGCGAUGUGCCUGAAAGUACGGCCCCGUCCACUCUCAAAAAAGGUGCCGGGCUUGUGAAAGUCAAGCGCAGCGCGCGGGCGAUUCUCUUGCUGAGUGGGCGGCCACUGCGUCGCCUGCUUGGGAUUGGGCUUCGUCGGCUGCUGAAGGCCGCUCAGUGGCGUACUGAUUAGCUGGCCCCUAUCUAAUGCAGUGGCAGCGGGCAGGCCAAGCAUGCAAGCGCUGCCAUUCGGGGGAGCCGGCGGCCCAGGUCUUUGGCUUCUUUGCACCAUCAAAGGCAGGCUUAGCUAGUAGCGACGCCGCCAGCGGGGCACGCUCUCGCAAGGGUGGCGGCUUGCCUUGUUUGUGUUGGGUGUAGCUAAGUCACUGUUUGAUACCUAGCUAUCACAGAGAGAGAGAACACGCAAAGGGGCGCUUUGCUAAGCAGUUUUGAAAUGAGCGAACCUCCCAACAAAUCCUCAAUCUUAACCAAAACAUCCAUCGUACAGUUUGGCGGGAUUGCCACUCCUUGCGAGAGAGCGCCAUGUGUGGACAGGAGCAGCGACCGGAAGUGAUGCCCCAUGCCUCACAGCUUGGCCCCACCGUUUGGGGAAUUUGGUUUUGUUAUGGCUUCGUUUGUAACAUUUUGUUUUUUUUUUUUUACUGUGCAGACCAAGGAGUCACAACUAGAUUGAUGUUCAACUUCGACUUUAAGGACUAGGGGUUCAUUAUCCUCCUAGAAUAAUCCACUACUCCUGUAGUAGACCAUAUUAAAUAAUUGGUUGUGCCUUAAAUUCUGUGUACUGUGCAGUUUGCAAUGGUUUCACACGAUGAUCUCUAUUAGAUUUAUUUGUCGAGAUCCAACGAUGGGCCUCAUUCAUCGAGAUCCAACGGUGGGUCCUCUAAUUUCUCGAGAUCCGACGAUGGGUGGUAAACAAUGGCUAGCUAUCCGUAACAAAGGUGAGCAUGGUCAUACGUUGGAGGAGUUCGCUCAAAAAGUACAACAUUAAGCUCAUUAAAGGUGUUUCUGUUACCGUCUGUAAUGUCUCUCCUAACCAGGGGGACAGGCAUAACAAACGGGAUACAGAAACACCAAAACCCUGCCUCGAACAAAACGCUUUCGCGGAACUUGCGCUUUUGUAGGGCCAUGGAGCAAGUCUUUGGGGUCUUUCAUGAGAAUGAGUAGGAGGAUCCUCCGCAUCGAAUAUCAAGUAGCACGAUGAAUAGAAAGCCCCUCGAGAUGAAUAUGAGGUGAUGAUUUGUUUUUACGAAGACAACUAAGCCUUAUGUUCUAUUUCCAGUGCAUAAAAUACAGAUAGUUUGUUCUUUGGGACACAUUUGAUGACUCUUGUAACUAGACGAUGAAUUCGAGUUUGCAAUCCCAUGUGCAUCGAUCAGAUUCAAGUUCAGGACAUAAAAAAGACGCAGUAGAUGUAGGAAGUUGCACUUGUAACUAAAGAAUAUGGAGACAGAUCUACUUCAUAAUUGAGCGUCAGAAAUACGGAGUUGGCGCUGAAUACUGUAAUACUGCGAAAGAAAUUUUGAAGGAGAUUGAUUAUCUCUGUCAAAUGGAGGACUCUUUACAUGACGAUCUUGUAUUACAUUCAUGAAAUAAAGAACUUUACAAGUUGGACAUGAUUUAACACAGGAACAGAAUGAAGAGAAAUUUAUUGCAAGGAAGUGCACUCAUGUACUCUGAAGGAAGUUUCUUGUACUCUGAAGGCCUACAUGAUUAUUGAUUUUCAAUUUUGUUGUAGACUGAUAAAUGAUGACUCCUUGCAGCUUAUGAGGUAUAAGUACGUAGUCGUGUCUUUUUUGUUCUUUCGUGGUUGACCACUGAGAUUAUAGCUUCUUUUGCUUACAAUGAAAAACAUGUCUUCUUUCUAUUCAACUCUGUGCAGAAGAAAGAUAUUACUACUUAAUAUAGUGGCCACGAGUGGCCAUAUUAUCAGGGGCACUCACAUGACGUCAAUGGAGAAUUAUCAUUGUGAGGAGCCAUGUUUGAGAAUACAGAAGAAGUAUGAACUAAAAAUCCAUUUCUGCAGAUACAUUUUUGACGUUAAAGUUUACGGUGAACAACAAACAGAAACAUAAACAGGAAUCAGCAAGGCUAAUGAAUGCCUUGAUAAGUUAUGAAGUAUCGCG